AUGCUCUCAUUCCAACAGGUUGUGAACUUCACUCAAAACACUUUGAGCUCUAUGCCCCCGGGCUACUUGCCCAAAUGGCUGCUUUUCAUUUCCGUUGUGUCAGUAUUCAACUCAAUCCAGACAUAUGUGUCAGGUUUGGAGCUAACUCGUAGAGUUUAUGAACGUAAGCCUUUGGAAACCACAAAGCUCAGCGCGAGAACUUUUGGAACUUGGACUUUUAUCAGUUGCGUGAUACGCUUCUACGGAGCAAUGUUUCUCUAUGAAGAGCACAUCUUCCAAUUGGUGUGUAUCUCGUACCUAGUUGCUUUAUUCCAUUUCGGAAGCGAACUGUUGGUGUUCCGCACUUGCAAGCUUGGAAAGGGGUUCAUGGGACCUUUGGUUGUGUCGACCACGUCUCUACUCUGGAUGUACAAUCAAAAGGAGUUUUAUACCGGAAAGCCAUGGUAA
Lachancea nothofagi CBS 11611 is the source of this 447-nucleotide messenger RNA. NCBI's taxonomy places the organism in Eukaryota, Fungi, Ascomycota, Saccharomycetes, Saccharomycetales, Saccharomycetaceae. The record is from the annotation of a GenBank genome assembly.